AUGGCACGCAGAAAAGUGGCGGGAGUGCACGUGCUUUUGGGUGCUGUCAUGUGCAACGGCUUGCAGGACCAGGACCCCAUCUGCAAAAUACGUCAGCGACUGAGCCAGCGGUGGCUUUCCUAUUCAACCACAUUUUCUCUCAUUUUAGGGGAGCACCUGCGAAUCUGCCCACAAGGCUAUACCUGCUGCACCAGCGAGAUGGAGGAGAACUUUGCAAACAAAAGCCGAAGUGAAUUUGAAGCCAUGAUGAAAGAGGCUGGUCGCUCUGUGCAGACAACCCUAACAGCGCAGCACAGAAGCUUUGACAGUUAUUUCCAGGAUUUGUUGAACAAGUCAGAGAAGGCUCUUUAUGAUGCUUUUCCAAGCAUGUAUGGGGAAUUGUACACUCAGAACAUGAAGGUCUUCAAGGACUUGUACAGCGAGUUACGCCGCUAUUACCGGGGCUCCAACAUCAACUUGGAAGAGGCCCUCAAUGAGUUCUGGACACGCUUGCUGGAGCGACUCUUCAAGCUGAUGAAUCCCCAGUACCAUAUCACAGAUGAGUACCUGGACUGCAUGGUGAAACAUGCGGAGCAGCACAAACCCUUCGGGGAAGUUCCCAGAGACCUGAAGGUGAAGGCAACCCGAGCCUUCAUCGCAGCACGCUCCUAUGCACAGGGCUUUCUAGUGGGCAGCGACGUGGUCAGAAAGGUGUCUCAGGUAUCUCUCAGCCACGAGUGCACCCGUGCCAUCAUGAAGCUGAUGUACUGUCCGCACUGCCGGGGCAUGUCCAACGUGAAGCCGUGCAACAACUACUGCCUGAACGUCGUGAAGGGCUGCCUGGCCAACCAAGCAGACCUGAACACCGAGUGGAAGUACCUGAUGGAUUCGCUCGUCGUAGUGGCUGAUCGGAUUGAUGGACCGUACAAUGUAGACACUGUAAUAGGGACCAUUCACAUGAGGAUCGCUGAAGCUAUCUCUAACUUGCAAGAAAACAAAGAUUCAAUCACAGCCAAGGUUUUCCAAGGCUGUGGAAAUCCCAAAAUCAGCACAAAAGGCUCCAGCAGCGAGGACAAGAAAAGGCGGGGGAAGGUUGUGUUGGAAGCAAAAUCCUCUGCGCAAGCCCUGGAGAUGCUGGUUUUAGAUGCCAAAGGGAAUCUGACAGCACUCAAGACUUACUGGAUCACUCUGCCUGGCAGCCUGUGCAGCAAAAAAGUAAUGGCCAGCUCAGCGGCGGACAACAAGUGUUGGAAUGGGAUGACCAAGGGCAGUUACCUGCCCGAAGUGAUGGGGGAUGGCUUGGCUAAUCAAAUUAACAACCCGGAGGUGGAAGUGGACAUCACCAAGCCUGAUAUGACCAUUCGCCAGCAAAUCAUGCAGCUAAAGAUCAUGACAAAUCGACUGGGCAAUGCUAACAUCGGGAACGAUGUGGAUUUCCAAGAUGCAAGUGACGACAUGAGUGGCUCCGGGAGUGGUGACAGCUGUCCUGAUGACGUCUGUGGCAAAAGACUCUCUAAGAGCCCCAGCACCAGGCAGCCAGAAACACACGCUAUUCCUAAGCAGUCUGGACAUGGCAUCAAUGGGGCCAGCAGCAGAUCUUUGCCUUCUGCCUUCCUCCUCCUCCUUUCGGUGGCUUUCAUUGCCGCGCAGCACUUGUGGCGGUAACUCACUAUGACAGCCAGGAAAGAGACUGCGGCCGAGGGCUUCACUUUGCCAAAACCAACCAACCAACCAACCAAAGGACAUAUUUAAUUCACCUUGGCAAAAAAAAAAAAAAAAAAAAAAAAAAAAGGAGAGAAAGGUUUCAGUUGUUUGCUAUUUCUGGCAGUGCUCGAGCUGUUUUCUUCUUUCUUGGUCUUUUCCCCAAUGCUGGGCCCUUCUUUCUGUACCUCAUUGUUUUACUUUUGUUAUUGCCACAAACUGGCUGUCGGGGCUGAAAGAAACCUUUGCAGAGAGGUCUCUGGGGGGAUCCCAGCUGGCCCCUCCGAGGGCAGCUCUUCCGCUGCCUCCAGUGGAACACGCAAUUGCCCUGACCUUGUUACCCAGCUGCCGGCCAGGGCGCCGCUUACCACAGCUGCCGAGAGCAACGCCACUUCCUAACGCGGAGAGACCGAGAUCGUCAGCGCUCCUCAAGUGCUGCAUUCAGGGGCUCUUUCAGGUUUUUCCUCUGUACUUCCUAGGCAGGCAGAGAUGGCCCUUCACUUCUAGCAGCGUGUGUAGGAGUGUGAGCAGGUUUGGUGGGUUGAACUGAAACAGUUUGGCAGUGGCUGUUGGACCCAAAACCGCAGAACUCCCUUUUUCUUUGGAAAGGUCACAAGUGGGUUUCUUGACUAGAGCUCAUAGCUGACAACAAUUUGUAAUGUAGGUCUCCUACAUCUAAGUGACUGGGAAUGAGUGUUAGGGGUUGGGGUUUGGGGUAUUUUUUCUUUGCAUGCUAGUUGGAAAGCCAUUUUUUACCCAAGUAAUGAUGGUCCAAUUUCUACCUGCAGUGCAGUACCGUUGUAGGUAACAGAGAGAUGAAAAUAUGCACAGUGGGAUUCUUCGCUUGACAGACAGUUGUGCUGACACCUCCUCCUCCUCUGGCCUCAGCUGUGGAUAGGUAUCCUUUUUUUUUUUUGUAAUAAGACACACCAGGGACUUUUUUACUAACGGGAGCAUUGCAACUGGUUGUGAGAGCUCACACCAGGCACGUGCAAGAGUGACACCCCAGGUAGCUGCCCGGGGGCAGAAAGGGGCUGGGUAGCGAUGAGCCUGGGCAGUGUCUCACUCAAGGUAGCACCUACCAGGUGGGAUGUGAGGAUGGGACACGUUUUUGUCUGGGAGUUUUCUUUUGGUGUUCGUUCUUGUUCCAUUGUAGGUUUCUAAGUGAAUUCCCACUUUCCCUGUCCCUUCCCCAUGCUCCCACACACCUUCCCUAACUGCUGCAGGGUCAGAGUGUGAUGGUGGGUCAGACACCUGCUGGCAGCUCCGGUUUGGCUCAGGGAAGGGCCCCACUCACCCUCUGCCGCCCCAUCCCACCACACACCAGCCUCUGGGUCAGGUGGGCGGCUGCCCUAACCCCGAAAUGCUUGGUGGGGUGGACUCUGUGCUGGGUUUUGAGACUGGGGGUGGUCAGUGAAAGAUAUAAUUAUCCUCACGUAGCUGUAGAAGUGUCUGUGCUUGUAGGGCUGUGUGCUUCAGGGCUUCCAGAAGGCUUCUGUACCUGGUGGGUACAGCAAGCAUCGGCUGGAGAUGUAGGUUUAGCAGAUGUUAUAGAUACCACACAGUCACUGUGACUGGUUGGGCCAAGAGCAUGCCCAGGGGUUGGGCUUCAUUCGUACGGGGUUGGGUUUGAGUUUCAAAUGUGUUUGUACUGUGGGUGAGAGGGAGGGCAGAGGUGUAUCUAUCUCCUACUUUACUGGUCUGCACAGCAAAUGUUUGAGCAUUUCUCCUCUGUCCUGCCAGAGGAGACGUGUCUUUGGGCUGAGCAAACAUGGGGUUGGGGUUUGGCUGUUUUCUAAGAGAGGGGGAAAAAAUAAUUUUUAACAUUAGCAGUUUCUAGAAUGUGCAAUUUAAGAGAAGACGAGAACAUGAGCAAGGUAACGCCAAAAGCUGGUGCAGGCAGGUGCGGAGAGAGCGUUACCUGGGGGCCAGGUAACAAUGCUGACAGUGCCUCGAACUAGGCAGAGGUUUUAGGCCAGCUAUGACUGGCUUCUCCAAGUUACAGUGACUGAUGUUACUGACUUGGUGCCCCUUCUGCCCUGUACUCUCUUUCUUGUAAGGUUAAAAUUGAUCUAUUCUGAUAGGGUUCCAGAAAUGAAAGCCAGGGUGCUGGGCGUUGGCUAAAGGACAGACGGACACCAGAUCCAUCAGAACCCAUGAGUGGGUAAAUGCAAGUCAUGAAUUUAUACUGAUUUAUUUACUUCUAGAAAUAUGGCAAGUUCCAUGUUACUUUUACUGCUCUAAAGAGUUCCUUUCUUUUUUUUUUUUUCUUUUUUUUUAACCAGAACUGCCAACACAAAUUUAGCCUUCAGUUACAGAAAUCCCCCCAACCAGUCCUGCAGAAACUUUACAUCCAAAGCAAAAAAAAAAAAAAAAAAAAGGAAGGAGGGGGGGACGGAUUAAAACAUUGUAACCUCUUCAAAAAAUGGUUGGGUUGGGUUGGAGUUCUAACACAUGGAUGCCAAGGUCAAUGUUUUGCUUUGCAGAAUGGGAGGUUGAAAGUCCCUGUCAUUUCCAUUUCUGUGCCAUUAGCGUUUGCUGUCAGCCUGUUACCCUCAAAAGCUUCUUAUGGGCCCCAAGGGGAACACACCUCAAAUGUAAAGCCAAGAAUUUACUGAUUGUCUAGUUAAUAUUUUAACAAUUUAAUAGCCCAAAUUACUGGUCCUGUUACAAUAAUAAAACCUGAUAGUCCAAAUUAAUAAGACAAAGCCUCAAGGAUACAGUCAAAACUAUGCAGGAGAAACCCUUUCCUGAUGGCUUCCCCCUUUGGCUGGGGUUGAGCUCCCACUUCAGUGUCCCUCUGGGCCCCGAGGGUGACCGCUUCAGUCCUGGAGCUGAGCUGAGCUGAGGGUGGGACCCACGUCGGCACCCUGAGGUCUGCGCGGGCGGGCGAGGGCAGUGCCGGGGGCUCCCCCUCUUCGCCAGGAGGUGCAUGAUGUUGGUGUUGAUGCUUCCUCCCUCCUUGGCCCUGGGUCCGCUUGGGUUUAUUUUGUAUACCUUUUCACACGGUCCACCUACGCUGCUGCUUUUUGCCAGUUCCUGGUUAUUCAGUUUUUCUGUUCUCUUCAUUGCUCUGAAGCGGUUUCCCCAAUGUGCUGCAAUUUGGUGUCCUGGGGCUGCGCUUGGCCACGCCACCUUCUACUGAGGAGCUGAAACGGCCGAGUCCCCCCCAGGGUAUCGACUCGGUAUUGCUCUAAACUAAAGCAAACCUAAAGCAAACCAUAGUUACCGGACAGCUAGACAACUGCUGGCACAGCUCAACAAGCUGAAGUCAGCCCAGGUCCAGACAAGCCCUGAGCCUGUGCUCGGGCUGGUGCAGAGCCUGGGGCCUUUCAGUGCUUAUAAAUGACAUUUCCUGGGCUACUGCCUGCUCGAAGAUGUUGUGAGAAACCUCCCCAUCCCCAUGGCAGUGGCAGGCUCAGGGCUGCAGCCACGGUGGGGACUGGCAGCUGCCGUAGGUUGGUUGCGUGAGCUGUGGGGAACAGGGAUAGCUGGGGAGGAACAUUUGCUUCAAUGUUAUCGAGGUGGUGAUUCGUGGUGUCCUGGUUUGAAAAGGCCUUGUACUUCACAGGGAUGCAGAGUGGGUAGUGGUCUGGGAAAAAAUAUUAACAAGGACCCCUGUCCCUGGAAAGAGGAGAACCAGAAAUAGUGGAUUUCCAAGUGUCUCUGUCUUUCAGCCUGCUCUUUUGUGCCAUAAUGUGUAUGUUUUAACUAAGGGCGAGGGUCUCAAAAGGCUUUGAGAGCGCAGCUACUUAUCAUUUACAAAUGACAAACUGCCUGUUGUUUUCCGGUGGGCUUGGUAGGGGCUAGGGUAUAGCAAAAUAUCUAAAGUCCACCUUUGCUUUAAACAGAUGCAUUUCUAUCUGCAGGAGUAAGAAUUAUUUCACUUAUUGGCAUAGCUGGACAGUUAUCUAUUUCUUUCUGUUACCAAGGUACUUGUAACUCUCUUGCACUGUUUAUCUAAAGUUGAAAUAUGUUCUUUGAAUCCUUGUAUAAAUAAAAAGGCUGGAGACUUAAAUCUGUA
This is a messenger RNA of Athene cunicularia (burrowing owl), 5704 nucleotides long. It is a transcript of the gene GPC1, whose product is annotated as glypican 1. Gene Ontology annotation, cellular component: extracellular region; cell surface; plasma membrane. The coding region runs from base 1 to 1644 and encodes 547 amino acids. Gene Ontology annotation, molecular function: fibroblast growth factor binding. Gene Ontology annotation, biological process: cell migration; negative regulation of fibroblast growth factor receptor signaling pathway; regulation of protein localization to membrane. The record is from RefSeq and is a predicted model, not a curated record. Lineage: Eukaryota; Metazoa; Chordata; Aves; Strigiformes; Strigidae. The transcript has 9 exons.